AUUUCAGUCCUGAACUUGGAGAGACAAAGACUAACACCGCAAAGAUUUAAGCAGAAACUGACCUACUCUCAUCAUCAUGCCAAAAAAAACAAUGAAGACAAAGAGGGGACGGGAUAGCAGCCCUGAAUCCCUUCAAGACCCUCCCAAAAAAAGGCCCUGCACCAAAGCUCUGCCAGCAAGGAGCUGCAGCCCUCAGCCCUCCACCUCUGGCUCCCAGCCUGGACGAGCGGACACUGCCCAUCAGAAGGUAAACACUGUCCAGCCAGUGAGAAGCUGCAGCCCUCAGCCCUCCACCUCUGGCUCCCAGCCUGGACGAGACGAGGUUGACCAGAAAGAGUUGUACCCAGGUUGGCGAGUGAGGAGGUCCAGCCCUGAACCCUCCACCUCUGGUUCCCAGUUGUACCCAGGUUGGCGAGUGAGGAGGUCCAGCCCUGAACCCUCCACCUCUGGUUCCCAACAUAGAGAGGAGACUGCCCAGCAGGAGGAAAACAUCACCCAGCCAGUGAGAAGCCCCAGUCCUCAGCCCUCCACCUCUGGCUCCCAGCGUGGACAGGAGGAAGCAGACCAGGAAGAGCGAGAGAUCCAGGAGAUGCAAGAAAGUUUUCGCAGUGGGUACUAUGGAGUCCAGAUUGACAUCGCCGGACCCCGCCCCAUUGCUGUUCCAGCUGUUUACAUGGUUCAUCCAUCUACACCUGUUUUUCCAGCCAUUUCAACGCAGCCACCUCUGGUUAACUACAUUUUCGUGUGAGCAUAACACAUCCCAGAUGGACCAAGGCAUGAUGACUAUUUAGUGGGCUUAAACCAACAAGCACAUCUCGUUUUGAGGAGUCAGCAGAUUGUUCACAGCAAUCCAGCUCUCUCUGUUCCUGUUGUGCUUCCUCCCUCUACAUCCUCUCUUUCAACUGAUCCAUCACCCACACCUGCCUGCCACACGCUGAUUGGAAUUCCACUUACCAAAGUGCUACAUAAAUGAAGAUGCUGCUACCUGUGCCACUACAUCCGUCCAAGGCCAAGCCCAGAGUGCUCGUAGAUGCAUUC
Messenger RNA from Archocentrus centrarchus (flier cichlid), 1038 nucleotides. RefSeq lists its product as uncharacterized. Bases 77 to 748 code for a protein of 223 amino acids. The record is from RefSeq and is a predicted model, not a curated record. The transcript has 9 exons. Lineage: Eukaryota; Metazoa; Chordata; Actinopteri; Cichliformes; Cichlidae.